UAAGAGCCGAUGGAAAGUGGCAAUGUUGUGAAUGCGCAACCUGAAUUAUCAGGCAUAAGUAAGAAAUUUUGACUUUUUAUUUUAUUUUAUUGAAAACCUUUUUUUUUUGUUAUAAUGUUUUGGUAUUUGUUCAGCAGUUGAUGGAUCCAAGAGAUAUAUGUACGAGCAGUUAUGGAAACUGUGUGCUGGACCUUUGUGUGAUAUUCCAAAAAUUGGAGAAAAAGUUUAUUACUUUCCUCAAGGCCACAUAGAGCUUGUUGAGGCAUCUACAGGAGAAAAGUUGAAUGAGUUACAACCAAUUGUUGAUCUUCCUUCUAAGCUUCAAUGUCGUGUUAUUACUAUUCAGCUUAAGGUGGAAAGAAAUAGUGAUGAGACUUAUGCUGAGAUCACUUUGAUGCCAUAUACAACUCAAGUUGUAAUCCCUACUCAGAAUGAAAAUCAAUUUAGGCCAUUAGUUAAUUCCUUUACAAAGGUUUUAACAGCCUCAGAUACAAGUGCCCAUGGUGGAUUCUCUGUUCCGAGAAAACUUGCCAUUGAAUGUCUUCCUCCGCUGGAUAUGUCUCAGCCUUUACCGGCACAAGAACUUCUUACUAUAGAUCUCCAUGGUAAUCAAUGGAGAUUCAAACACAGCUAUAGAGGUACACCGCGAAGACAUUUGUUAACAACAGGUUGGAAUGCAUUCAUAACAUCCAAAAAAUUGGUUGCAGGGGAUGUUAUUGUAUUCCUUAGGGGAGAGACUGGAGAGUUACGAGUUGGUAUCAGACGAGCGGGAUAUCAACAAGGGAACAUACCUUCAUCAAUAAUAUCAAUAGAAAGUAUGAGACAUGGAGUAAUUGCUUCUGCAAAGCAUGCUUUUGAUAACCAAUGUAUGUUCAUUGUGGUUUACAAGCCAAGGUCAAGUCAAUUUAUUGUCAAUUACGAUAAAUUCUUAGACGCCAUGAACAAUAAGUUCAAUGUCGGGUCAAGAUUUACAAAGCGGUUUGAGGAAGAUGAUUUCUCUGAAAGAAGAUAUUUCGGGACAAUUAUUGGAGUUAUUGAUUUCUCUCCUCAUUGGAAAUGUUCAGAAUGGCGUAGCUUAAAAGUGCAGUAGGAUGAAUUUGCAUCGUUUCCGAGACCUGAUAAAGUUUCCCCAUGGGAAAUAGAAUAUUCAACGCCUUCGUCAAAUGUUCUCCGGUUAUCUAUGCUUAAGAACAAAUGUUCACGAGAAUUUAAUGAAAUCGGUUCUUCAUCAUCACACCUCUUGCCUCCUAUAUUGACACAAGGACAAGAAAUUGGACAACCAAGCAUGACCUCCCCGAUGAAUGUUCCUCUUAGUUAUCGUGAUGCAAUUGAAGAUAAUUCGACUCCUUCUAGGUUGCUAAUGAGCUACUCUGUCCAAACAAUGUCCCGACUAAAUUACAAUAACGAUCAAAUGGUUACACCAAUUAUAGAAGGAAAUAUAACAAACAAUGGAGGCGCUAGUUGUAGAGUGUUUGGAGUCUCUCUUGCCACUCCACCAGUGAUCAAAGAUCCCAUUGAACAAAUGGACUCAUAUCCAAACUCAGAGAUUUCUAAACUUUCCCAAGAGAAAAAGUUUGGUCUAGGCCAAAUGAGAUCACCAAGAGAGAUCCAAAGCAAGCAGCUGAGUUCUACCAGAACAUGUACCAAAGUUCAAAUGCAUGGUGUAGCACUAGGAAGAGCUCUUGAUUUAAGUGUUCUUAAUGGAUAUGAUCAGCUAAUACUGGAAUUGGAGAAACUCUUUGAUCUCAAAGGCCAGUUGCAAAACCGCAACCAAUGGGAAAUAGCUUUCAAAGACAAUGAAGAAGAUGAGAUGCUUGUUGGAGACGAUCCAUGGCCUGAAUUCUGCAACAUGGUGAAGAAGAUAAUCAUAUAUUCAAAUGAGGAGGUCAAAAACUUUUAAGUCCGGAAACAGUCUCUCAAAUUGAAUCAAUAAUCAAAACAUAUGUAAUAAAAAGGGGUAGAAAAUGUUAUCGGUGUUUAAGUCCAGAAACAGUCUCUCAAAUUGAAUCAAUAAUCAAAACAUAUGUAAUA
This is a messenger RNA of Arabidopsis lyrata subsp. lyrata, 2031 nucleotides long. RefSeq names its product putative auxin response factor 14. Gene Ontology annotation, cellular component: nucleus. The record is from RefSeq and is a predicted model, not a curated record. Gene Ontology annotation, molecular function: DNA binding; protein binding. Gene Ontology annotation, biological process: response to hormone; regulation of DNA-templated transcription. The transcript is spliced from 13 exons. Lineage: Eukaryota; Viridiplantae; Streptophyta; Magnoliopsida; Brassicales; Brassicaceae.